Messenger RNA from Oryzias melastigma (Indian medaka), 2866 nucleotides. RefSeq names its product NCK adaptor protein 2a (gene nck2a). The record is from RefSeq and is a predicted model, not a curated record. NCBI's taxonomy places the organism in Eukaryota, Metazoa, Chordata, Actinopteri, Beloniformes, Adrianichthyidae. Gene Ontology annotation, molecular function: protein binding. Gene Ontology annotation, biological process: negative regulation of endoplasmic reticulum stress-induced eIF2 alpha phosphorylation; positive regulation of translation in response to endoplasmic reticulum stress; negative regulation of PERK-mediated unfolded protein response. The transcript has 4 exons. Bases 300 to 1496 code for a protein of 398 amino acids.
AAGUCAGACCGGACGUAAAGCAGUGUGUACCUUUUAGCUUGAAAGGAGGCUGAUCGAGGUGGAGGCAGUCAGCCUGCGACGGAAAAACAAGCGAGAACACGUCGAACAGUACAUGUUUAGUCCGUGUUUUGAAGCAAGAAAAUGAGAUAAACCAGACGAGAUGAGGAUUUAAAUGUUGUUUGUGUCACUUUGACGAGGGUUUGGUCACUUAUUGUUUGACCCGCGCGCGCUAUCCCUGUGCUGUGACGCUUGUCUGCCCAUUCUGACUGGAGUGAACACUAAGGGGGAAUCCAUGAAAGAUGACGGAGGAGGUGAUUGUUGUAGCCAAGUGGGAUUACAUGGCCCAGCAGGACCAGGAACUUGACAUCAGAAAAAACGAGCGCCUCUAUCUCCUGGAUGACUCAAAAACAUGGUGGCGUGUCCGCAACGCCUCCAACCAGACCGGAUAUGUUCCGUCAAACUACGUCGAGCGCAAGAACAGCCUGAAGAAAGGUUCGCUGGUGAAGAACAUCAAAGACACACUAGGUUUGGGAAAAACAAAGCGGAAGACGAGCGCUCGGGAUGCCUCCCCGACGCCCAGCUCAGACACGGAGUUCCCCUCCAAUGGCAGUGGAGGCGGGGGGGUCGGAGGCGGUGCAGCGGAGAGGAUCUACGACCUGAAUAUUCCCGCUGUGGUCAAGUUCGCCUACACGGCUGAGCGAGACGACGAGCUCACGCUGGUCAAAGGCUCCAGGGUGAUCGUGAUGGAGAAGUGCAGCGACGGGUGGUGGCGGGGCACGCAGGCCGGUCGAGUCGGCUGGUUCCCGUCAAACUACGUCCAGGAGGAGGUGGGAGGGCCGGAGGACAGAGCUGAGGGGGACUCCCCGCGGGGCUUCCACGGGGGUUCUCCAGGGACGUUGCUCGCUAACGGUCGCGCAGGGGGCCGCGGUGGAGUUCUACACAGGGUUCAGACUCUCUACCCCUUCAGCUCAGUGACAGAGGAGGAGCUGAACUUUGAGAAGGGGGAGGUCAUGGACGUGGUGGAGAAGCCGGAGAACGAUCCCGAGUGGUGGAAGUGCAGGAACGAGCGCGGCAUUGUGGGGCUGGUACCUAAGAACUAUGUGAUGGUGCUGGAUGAGCAGCCCGGAGCGCCGUCUCCUCUGUCCAGCUCCCAGCAGAACCGCCUGGUGGCGCCGGCGCGCUCGGGGAGGUUCGCUGGGAGGGACUGGUACUACGGCAACAUCACCAGACACCAGGCCGAGUGCAUCCUCAACGAGAGGGGAGAGGAGGGCGACUUCCUCAUACGAGACAGCGAAUCCUCGCCCAGUGAUUUCUCGGUGUCCCUGAAGGCGGUGGGGAAGAACAAGCACUUUAAGGUGCAGUUCUCAGACGGAGUGUACUGCAUCGGCCAGCGCAGGUUCACCUCCAUGGAUGAACUUGUGGAGCACUACAAGAAAGCCCCCAUCUUCACCAGCGAUCACGGAGAGAAGUUGUAUCUGGUCAAAGCGCUGCUGUGAUUCUCAACACUCUCAUUGCCCCGCCCCCUUUCCAUCACCUGUCUUACUUGGUAUUAAGCCGCGGUGACCACGCCAAACCUGCAGACGGCUCAAACGAGCCUCUCGACCCUGGAUGUGUUUCCAGUGAGCAUAUCUGCUGCUAACAGAACGUGUGAGGCCUUGUUGAGGGGGGGGGGCUUCCUCUGAUGUCAUUCUUCAUGUCUAUUUACAAGCAGGGACAUUGUCAGUCGCACCGUCGCUCUUAAAACACGCAGGAGAUCUUUACGGCUCAGAGGGAAACUCUGCAGGACCGGACUCUGGUGUUGACCCCCCCCCCCCUGCUGGCUGGUUUUCUCCUUUACUUUAAGACUGCUUUUGUUUUAUUUUAUAUAUAUUUUCUUUCCAGCGGGUUUUCACAAAGUGACCAGAAUCACUCUUUUGCCUUUUUAAUCCUCUUUUUUUCUCUCACCAUUCCUUUGAUUUCUGCAAUUCCUUUAUUUCUUUCAGCCUCAGCUGGUCGUAACACUUUUUUAAUUUAAGCUAGAAGGGGGCGGGGCAUCAUUGCAAUAGAGGAGACCGUCAAGUUCCUGUAGAGUCUGAAUGUCGAUGGGUGUAACCAAACGUGCCACUCUGGAGGCGUCGCCGCCGCCGACUCGGGGUCACUACACCUUCAUUCCUGCUGUGCUCCCGCUUUAUCCUGAGACUCCCUCUGCAGCAUGUGCCUGUAGCUACACCAGGAAGAACAAUAAUCCAGAUUUUAGGAGUUACUAAACCUCGUCCGUUUCUGUCAUCAAAGGCUGCUCUAUCGUAGUGUUUGGCAGAGUUGAUAUUUCCAGAGAAUUGUAUAGAAAAGAAAGAUUAUGGAGUAAAUGAGACCCAUUUAAACACUAUUAGGAAGCACCAGCCUUAAGAUUAAAAUGUAUAAACCCAGAUUAUUUGGUAGAUUAACUAGAUUAACUGUUAAACCACACCAGCUCCUUUCAGAACUGUUAAAGGUGUUUACACAAAGGAGCAGCUGUAACUGUUGCUGCCUGGAUUUAACAUAAGGUCAUAGUGAAACCUUAAAGAAGCGCAGGAGCAGCAGCUGAAGUGGUUUAGGGGAGAAAUCUGCUCUUUUUCACCAUAAUCCCCUGUAAUCCGGUUUCUUUUAAUUCUCCAUGUGCGUUUGUUUACCAGUGCAAGUGUUGAUCAUGGGGGUUCUCAGCUUUUAUAUGAUCCAUUUGAAUGUUAUUGAGCAUUGUUAUUUAAUUCUUGUCUCCACUGUAUGUAAAUAUCAAAGUAAGAAGAGGUGCAUAUAUGAAUCAUUAAGAUCCGACCAUGGUACUGUAUCACCGACAACGUGAUGAGAAUUCAGAUACUUUUGUUCAAUAAAACCAUUUUUUGGAAGAACA